GAAGGAACCGGUCGCUAGUAGGAGCGUUAGAAAAACGGUGACGUAUCGUAAAGGUAGUAGAUUGAAAGUUUGAACAAGUAGCUAAAAGCUUCCCCGUCUGCACAACCUUCCAGAAGAAAACAAAAAAAGAGAGAGAGAUCCACAAGAUUGGAUUCAGUCAUCGCCGGAGAGAGUAGUAGACUGAGAGAGAAAGAUAGUUCUAUCUCUUCCCCCUUGCGGCUAGAUCGGUGAAAACAUGGAGGCGGAGAAGUGGAGCAGCGACGGCGGCGAAUACACCUCGGAAGACGAAGGGACUGAGGAUUACCGUCGCGGCGGUUACCACGCCGUGAGGGUCGGCGACUCCUUCAAGAACGGCCGGUACGUUGUACAGAGCAAACUAGGUUGGGGCCACUUCUCCACCGUAUGGCUCUCCUGGGACACUUUAUCCUCUAGAUAUGUAGCGUUGAAGGUGCAAAAGAGUGCACAGCACUAUACAGAAGCUGCCAUGGAUGAGAUAACUAUAUUACAACAGAUUGCUGAGGGAGACGCUGAUGAUACCAAGUGUGUUGUGAAGCUUUUGGAUCAUUUCAAACACUCGGGUCCUAAUGGUCAACAUAUAUGUAUGGUUUUCGAGUAUUUGGGAGAUAAUUUACUGACGCUUAUUAAGUAUUCUGACUACCGUGGCUUGCCUAUUCGGAUGGUUAAGGAGAUUUGUUACCACAUGUUGGUUGGUUUGGACUAUUUGCAUAAAGAGUUGUCUAUUAUACAUACUGAUCUCAAGCCUGAGAAUGUGUUGUUGCCGUCGAGGAUUGAUCCUUCUAAAGAUCCUAGGAAGUCUGGAGCUCCUCUAGUUAUCGCUAGUGGUAAGGAGACGAGAGUUGACUCCAAUGGAGACUUCGUCAAGACUCAUAAGAAAGAUGUUCGUAGAAAGGUGAAUGGAAAAUCAAGUGCUGCAGAAGAAGACUGUCCUUCUACUUCUGAAGUGAAGCAAGGAGGUAAGAAAGGGAGUCGAGCGAGUAGAAGGCACCUUGUGGAAUCUGCUGAUCUCAAGUGUAAACUUGUUGACUUUGGUAACGCGUGUUGGACUUAUAAACAGUUCACAAGUGAUAUUCAGACGAGACAGUAUAGGUGUCCUGAAGUAAUCCUUGGAUCUAAGUAUUCUACAUCGGCAGAUCUUUGGUCAUUCGCGUGUAUAUGCUUUGAACUUGCUACUGGUGAUGUACUUUUCGAUCCUCAUAGUGGAGACAAUUAUGAUAGAGAUGAGGACCACUUGGCUUUGAUGAUGGAACUUCUUGGAAUGAUGCCACGCAAGAUAGCUUUAGGAGGACGGUACUCAAGAGAUUUAUUCAACAGGCAUGGUGAUCUUCGACACAUAAGAAGACUGCGUUUCUGGCCAAUGAACAAAGUCCUUACCGAGAAGUACGAGUUCAGUGAGCAAGAUGCAAAUGACUUGAGUGACUUUCUUGUUUCGAUUCUUGAUUUCGUCCCGGAGAAGCGACCAACUGCGGCUCAGUGUCUUUUACAUCCUUGGAUCAACUCUGUCCCUCGGUCUCUAGAACCAUCUCUUCUCUCACAGGAAGCCAAGCUGGAUACAGAGAGAAAGAAGACUGAGAAGGAGGAGCAAGAAGCUAUGGUAGUUAAAAUGGGGAACGUUGCAAUAUCAUCCCCAAAGUCCAAACCAGGUAUGAGCAAAAGCUCUUCUCUUAAGCAAGCAAAUUGAUUUUGAGGGAAAGGGAGUUGUGAUGAUACUUCAAACUCGCCUCUGUGCUAGCCAGAACCACCUCAAGUUUCAUAUGUGCAGUUGUGAUAUCUUCUUUGUGUAAUUUUACGAAUCGAAAUACCAAUAUUGACAUUCAACAUGUACUUUUGAUUGAAUAUAUCAUCUUUAUGAAAUCAGACUUCUGGUGCCAAUGAAAUUAAUAACUUUUGUUUUUG
Molecule: messenger RNA, 1914 nt
Organism: Eruca vesicaria subsp. sativa (arugula)
Lineage: Eukaryota; Viridiplantae; Streptophyta; Magnoliopsida; Brassicales; Brassicaceae
Source: the annotation of a GenBank genome assembly